CCCAUGAGUGUCCCCCGCACGGGCCGGCCAUGGGGGGCAGCCUGCGGGUGGCCGUCCUGGGCGCUCCGGGAGUGGGCAAGACGGCCAUCAUCCGCCAGUUCCUGUUCGGUGACUAUCCCGAGCGCCACCAACCCACGGACGGGCCCCGCCUCUACCGUCCCGCGGUGCUGCUCGACGGUGCUGUCUACGACCUGAGCAUCCGCGACGGCGACGGCGACGUCGCUGGCCCCGGCCCGAGCCCUGGAGGUCCGGAGGAGCCGCCGGACCCAAAGGACUGGAGCUUGCAGGAUACCGACGCCUUCGUGCUAGUCUACGACAUCUGCAGCCCGGACAGUUUUGAUUACGUGAAGGCCUUGAGGCAGCGCAUAGCGGAGACCAGGCCGGCGGGCGCACCCGAGGCUCCUAUCCUCGUGGUAGGCAACAAGCGAGACCGGCAGCGGCUGCGCUUCGGACCUCGGCGAGCACUGGCCACCCUGGUGCGCAGGGGCUGGCGCUGUGGCUACCUCGAGUGCUCGGCCAAGUACAACUGGCACGUGCUUCGUCUCUUCCGCGAGCUUCUGCGCUGCGCUCUGGUGCGCGCACGCCCUGCGCACCCGGCCUUGCGCCUGCAGGGGGCGCUGCACCCAGCGCGCUGCAGCCUCAUGUGACCGGAUUGGACGAGACUGCUGAGCUUCACCCGGAUUGGUCAAACCAAUUCCUCCCUCACUGAAUAAGGACCGCUUCCACCCAGUCUCCUGGGCGACAGGCCUCUCUUUGAACUUCACUGAACAUAACCCAGCCCCACCCCCCAAUGGACAAAAGAGAACACCAUUCUGGGACCUCAUUAGGUCACAGUCCCACUGGAUGGAAGGGGCUUGGCUAUGAAUCCAAUUGGAAGCACUCAGACUGCCUCUGGCACUUCACUGGACACACACUCUAAGCCACGCUUCUUGCGAGGUAAUAAACAACUUAAGUGCA
This is a messenger RNA of Chinchilla lanigera (long-tailed chinchilla), 957 nucleotides long. RefSeq names its product RAS-like, family 10, member A (gene Rasl10a). The coding region runs from base 30 to 647 and encodes 205 amino acids. Lineage: Eukaryota; Metazoa; Chordata; Mammalia; Rodentia; Chinchillidae. Gene Ontology annotation, molecular function: GTPase activity; GTP binding. The record is from RefSeq and is a predicted model, not a curated record. The transcript is spliced from 3 exons.